Molecule: messenger RNA, 459 nt
Organism: Hippocampus comes (tiger tail seahorse)
Lineage: Eukaryota; Metazoa; Chordata; Actinopteri; Syngnathiformes; Syngnathidae
Gene: rpl27
Product: ribosomal protein L27
Exons: 5
Coding region: 7-417 (136 amino acids)
Biological process (GO): translation
Cellular component (GO): ribosome
Molecular function (GO): structural constituent of ribosome
Source: RefSeq, a predicted model, not a curated record
CCCAAAAUGGGCAAGUUCAUGAAACCCGGAAAGGUGGUGAUGGUCCUCGCUGGACGCUACGCCGGCCGCAAAGCUGUCAUCGUUAAGAACAUUGACGACGGCACGGCCGACCGGCCUUAUAGUCAUGCCCUGGUGGCCGGCAUCGACCGCUACCCCCGCAAGGUGACCGCCCCCAUGGGGAAAAAGAAGAUCGCCAAGAGGUCCAAGAUUAAGGCCUUCGUCAAGGUCUACAACUACAACCACCUCAUGCCCACCAGAUACUCCGUGGACAUCCCCCUGGACAAAACGGUGGUCAACAAGGAUGUAUUCAGGGAUCCCGCUCUCAAAUCAAAAGCCAGACGUGAGGCCAAGGUUAAAUUUGAAGAGAGGUACAAGACUGGUAAGAACAAGUGGUUCUUCCAGAAGCUCAGAUUCUAAAUUCUCUCGAUUUCACAAAUAAAACCGUAAAAAAAUAAAAAA